AUGCUUCACUGCGUUUAUCCUACCCCAGAGGAAAUCGAGAAGUCUAUUCAUCGUCGCAGAAAAAGGGCAUCUUCUAAAGAGGUUUCUGGUUGCAGAAAGUUUUACAGAAUUUUGCCAAAGACUACUUCGACGUCACAAUCAAAUGUGUCUUCUGCAUGUUCGAUAGAUAACAUUCUCAGAUCGAAGUCUUUUGUUUCUCCACCUUCAUCAGCUACACCAUCAGUUGGAUCACCAGCUUCUUCAAGUAUGUCGUCACCAGGAUCUCCUUAUUCUGAUUGCUCUAGCAAUGGAAUAAAUGCAUACAUUACACCUGUUUCGUCUCCAAAACUUUGUGCAUACACUGUUUCGCCUCAGUCAGAGAAUUAUAAUGUUUCUUCUGUCGUUUUACAGAGGCCACAAUGUCCUGCUCCGGUUAAAAGGAGUGUUGCUUCAUUGGAGGUGAAAAACCUUUUAAAUUAA
Messenger RNA from Brettanomyces bruxellensis, 459 nucleotides. RefSeq lists its product as uncharacterized. The transcript has a single exon. The record is from RefSeq and is a predicted model, not a curated record. NCBI's taxonomy places the organism in Eukaryota, Fungi, Ascomycota, Pichiomycetes, Pichiales, Pichiaceae. Bases 1 to 459 code for a protein of 152 amino acids.